Molecule: messenger RNA, 315 nt
Organism: Aureobasidium musti
Lineage: Eukaryota; Fungi; Ascomycota; Dothideomycetes; Dothideales; Saccotheciaceae
Source: the annotation of a GenBank genome assembly
AUGCCCUCAUCAUGCAAAGACAUCCGUAUGCAUCCUUCAUGGUCCACCAAUCUCGCUAUCGCCGCCGAUUGCCUUCGUCCACCGCUCGUCGAUACCCUGCCCACACGAUGCCAGCAAUUGAAGAAAGGAUAUGGAGAAUGCAAGCGUGGCUUGAUCGACAUGCGCAAGAGAUUCCGUGGCAACAAACCAGUUGCGUCCAGUGUCGAGAUUGAGGCUGGCGCAGACAACCCGAGCAGACAGCUUUAUGCUGGAAAGAGCGCUUUCGGCGAUAUCAAGACGACCGAUGGCAAGGAUGCCCCUGAGGAAGAAUCAUGA